This is a messenger RNA of Lytechinus variegatus (green sea urchin), 4257 nucleotides long. RefSeq lists its product as uncharacterized. Bases 247 to 2616 code for a protein of 789 amino acids. The record is from RefSeq and is a predicted model, not a curated record. The transcript has 8 exons. Gene Ontology annotation, molecular function: protein binding. NCBI's taxonomy places the organism in Eukaryota, Metazoa, Echinodermata, Echinoidea, Temnopleuroida, Toxopneustidae.
ACCCUUCCCCCUUGAUGUAACGAGGAACCUGGCAGAUGCGCUGAACAUCCCUUCAAAUUUGAGCUGGCAGAAGACCACUGUUUAACCAUCACCAUGAUCACAGUAUGAUAUCUUCCUUACAACCUCAGACAUAAAAAUAUAGGUCCGAGACAAGAGCGGAGACACAAAGCGGAUUCGCACACGCCCGAGAAGGAAAUUAACUUGGAGAUCAGAUAAACGUCUAGUGCUUUGGUGAUACUUAAAAAAAUGGAGGGACUUAUUUUGAACAAAUCGUUGAUGGCUAAAAGAGUCUUUCUCGUUUGGAUUUCUGUUAUAUUUGGCGGUGCUUUCAAUGGAUUAGUGCAAGGAGGCGAUGGCUGGGACACCGCCAGUCACGGUAAGGUUUACAGCAGUGAUCCACUACCUUGCACCUUCAAAGGCGAAAUGUACUUCCACGCCGAUUCAUGGGUCAUCGAUCGAGAUACGGAAUGCCAUUGCAACGAUAGUGACGUCAUAUGUGACGUCAUGACUUGUCCAUACCUGGACUGCGACAAUCCUAUCCCGAUUCCGAAAGAACCAUGCCCGAUUUGUUUCCACAACGUCAUUGCCCAAUUACUUAACGUCAAACUCCAUCCUCUAAAUGACGUCAUGACUGCCUACGUACCCGUCACAUUGACCUUCGACAUCGAUGUCCUAUUCGAGGAAUAUUCUCAGACGACAAGUGUAACCGGGAAACGCCUGUGGAAGGUCUCGGCAUGGGGGAGCAGUCAACCGGACGGCGGAGGAGCUUGGCAUGGCUACGUCGAUCAAGUCCUUACCGCACGUCAGUCGUCAAAGUCACAUAAAAGAGACACCGAUUUCGUCAUUGAUGAAAUAACCUUUGACCUUGUUCCGCCGUCGUGUGAAGCUGUCCGGUAUAUCUGCGUCAGUUUUGCCCGGGGCGAUGCACCCGUUACAAGGACGCAGUUGGAAUUCAUAUUUACCGGAACCGAUGACGAAAGGAAAGAUGUAAGGAAGUGUGUGCGAGCCCCACGCUGUGACGAACCAGCUCCUCUCCAACCAAAGUCGAUCAUGGGACAGACAUGUCGGUCCGGGGGACGGGAAUACCUUCCCGGUGAAGAAUGGAAGAAGUCCGAUUGUGUCAGUUGUGUUUGCGAAGACGGACAGGCUAAUUGUGAAACCGAGAGAUGCUUACGUGCUAACUGCGCUAACCCUGUCCAGGUGGAAGGGGUAUGCUGCAGAGUCUGCCCUUAUAUGGCAAUCGGAAGGCGAUUGGAUUUUCACUACGACGCAUCAUUUAACUACAACACCGGACUGGCCCGUUAUCUAGACGUCGACCUCGUCGUGAAUUUCAGAGAGGACGCCCGAACCACCUCGGUCAAGGGGAAGAACCUCUGGAAGAUGAGUGGGUGGGCGAGUUUCAACCGAGAAGGAAGUGGAACUCAGAUGCUGUACGUCGACCAGAUCCUUGACGAAAGCCUGCAAUCAAAGACUUACAAGAAGGGCAAAAAGUUCAAGAUAAACAAUGCUAGGUAUUAUCUGGAGAAUUAUGAGUGCGAGGCAGUGCGCUACUUCUGUUUCACGUUUGGAAAGGGUGACGAACCCCAACCUGACAACGGAGUCGAUUUCCAGUUACGAGGGAUCAGCCACGAUGUAGUUCAAUGCAUGGAAGCUCCGGGAUGCUUACCUGACGAAGAACUGGAUAGUUUUUGGGUGGACCCGGAUGCCCCAGUAGUAACAACAACACUACCUCCGCCAACAACAACGCAACCACCUACUACAACUACACUGCCACCAACAACCACAACGGUAAGAACAACUACCACCACUACUCGGCGCCCUCCUCCCGAAAAUAACCAGGUGGAUGGAACCGACAGAGACAAUAACGGAGCAUCGGGGAAAGGCAAGGGGAAGGGCAAGGGCAAAGGAAAGGGCAAAGACAGAGGUGGAGGUGGUGGAGUAAGUCGUCCCGAUCCAUGGGCACCUGUCUACUCGGAAGUUGAACCACGCCCUCCGCGUCCGUGUGUUACACGCAGCGCAGAGCACGGACAUGGGGAAAGAUGGAAGACAGAUCCGUGUACCAAGUGUAAAUGCAACGACGCGGCAAUUCGUUGUGUCAUCAAGAGUUGUCCACCCUACUAUUGCUUCGACCCGAUUUUCCUGGACGACCAGUGUUGUCCAUUCUGUCCAGCAAAUGUUGUCGUUACUCGAGUGGCCCCGUCUCUCAUGUCCAACAUCAGAGAGCUCACACCUGGCCAACGUUUCCAGCUUACUUUCAUGGUGAAUGUGACCUUCAGAGAUUCUUGGGACACGACUAGCGUCUCUGGAGAGGACCUGUGGAAGCUCUCCAUGUGGACCAGCCGCAAGCCCGAAGGGACUAACCCGAACAACAUGGUAGACCAAGUCCUCAGCGAUCAGCAGAGGGUAAAGAAGUACAUCUGGGGGAAACCUUUCGCGUUCAAAGGCGUCGGGUACGAGCUAGAAGUCAACGACUGCCCGGAUGUCCGCUUCGUCUGCAUCAAGUUCGGCCAGUCGGAAAACCCGCAAACCAAACAUGGCUUUGGUUUCUUCCUGCAGACGCUUCCCAAUGAUCAUGUCCUUGAAGUCUGUAUGCGUCUUCCGGACUGUAGGAGAUAAAGCGAUUCAAGAAAUAUUUCAAAACAAAAUCAUGACGGAGAGACUAUUUGUUAGGUGUUGGAGACUCGUUAUGGGUCUAGUUUGUUUAAAAUUUUAAGUCAUGUUUUAAUUGACGUUUUAAUAUCCGAUUGUCUGUGGUUCGAAUGGGGAGCUGAGAAAUAAUCGAAGGAGUCAUUAUUUGCUAGUAAAAGGAGACCUAUUGCGUAUCGACAGACUGAGGGAUUUGCCACAAAAUACAGAAGAACUAUCUCAUCAUCGCUCCACAAUUCAUGAUGGUACUCUAUGGAUGCAGUCAGUCAGCACUAUUCAAAAUAAAACGAAUGAUGGACGGUUUAACAAAGGAAUGUUUAAUACUUUAUUUAUUUUAUGCAAUUUUCUUUGAUUAUCACUUUUUUUUACAAUUUAGAGAUUGGUAAUGAACUUGGCAUUGUCAUCAAAGGGGAGGGUGACAAUGUGUCCAGCCUCCCGAAAACCAGCAAUAAGUUGCCAGGGAAGCUUCUCCGUAAUUAUACCUAUUUGUUCUUCUAAAAGAAAAAAAAAUCUAGAAGAGUAGCCUUCUUCUUCCCCUUAAUACUGUCAAAAUUUCAAAUUGUAAAAGUAAAUCAAAGACAACAUACAAAAGUUUCCUUGACACAUUCCCCCCCCCCCGAACUGCUUAGAAGUUUCAUUGAAUUUGCAAAGUGUGCAUAUCUUAUGCUUGAGUUGAACCCAUAACUUCAAAAGUAGUUUUCUCCUUAUUUUUUUUAAUUAGCACUCGCUUUGAUUCUUCUGCAUUCAACCAAAUACUUGUGUUGGUUAUUGUCUAUCAAUUCGACUGGUGAUAUCUCAUUUAAAAAUCUCAAAAUUAAGUUUGGGCGACUUGGUUUUUAAGAUGGCUGGUUAAUUCCAGUUGACAUGAUGAGCAUGACAACCAAAACCUGAUUCCUUAUAAUGCACACUAUGCCGUGGGGAUGUAAAGACAAAUGAAUUAAGAGAUACCACAGUUUAAUAGCAAAUAACCAAAUGUUGUAGAUUACAAAUGCCAAGGUUCUCAAUGGCGUGCAUUACCCCUAAAGCUGGUUACCCAAUAAGGUAUUAAUAAAGAAUUAAAUGAUUUAUCUAUUCUCCCUAAAAAUCAAUAAAGUGGUGCUAUUCAUGCCACGGACUUACGGGUGCUCUUGCAUAGGCAAAAGCUAAAAUACCAUACUAAUGUUGAGUACUAUACUGUCAGAAAAUGAUGUUGGAAAAAAAAUUAUCUUCCAUAAUUUAAAAUGACAUUGACAAAAAUUUUCAUCAUUUAUUUUUCGAAAAGUUAGACAAAUUCAGCACUUGGCUCAUUAUUUGGUCAUCAUGAGCCCGUUUCUUAAAGACUUACAAGCACCAUGUUGUUAUUAUUGUUAUUACAUUGGAGCCCUUGAUUUCAUAAUUGUGAUUAGCUACUUUGCCCUGUUACCAUGGUUACCAUGGAAAUUACCACCAACAGGCCCCAAACCUUAGUGCCAGUCGUCAAAUCAUUCACUAACGAAAAUAGCCAUGAAACAGCCACCGGAAUAUAAAGGGGAAGACAAUGCAGUUAAAGCAUGGACCAAUUAGGUCCAUGGUGUGUUGGCUCAGUUGGCAGAGCGUCCGUCUCACAACCGGGAGGUCGGGGGUUCAAUCUCC